Molecule: messenger RNA, 549 nt
Organism: Histoplasma mississippiense
Lineage: Eukaryota; Fungi; Ascomycota; Eurotiomycetes; Onygenales; Ajellomycetaceae
Exons: 2
Coding region: 1-549 (182 amino acids)
Source: RefSeq, a predicted model, not a curated record
AUGCCUAUAAUCCACAAUGACAAUACUGAAUCUACCGCAUCCGGCAGCAACACUAGCACCGCCAAAGCGCGUGCACAGGCUGAAGAGGAGGACAUGACCGUGGAGCUACACUAUGCAGCAAAAAGAGCGAAAUUUUAUAAUGAGUUUGGGGACUGCCAUCAAGAAAUUCAACAGCUGGUAGCUUUCCAUUGCGGCCUGACAAACCCCAGCCUGGUACAAGUGCCAGCAAUGUUUGGGAAGGAUGGUGAGCUUGUGUGGCGGCAUGGCAGUUUUAACAUGUGUAUCCCUGUAUCCAUAAACCGCGCUGGGCGCAACAAUGCUGGAAACUCACUGCCAUCUAAACUGGGAUUCCGGGUACCUUUACCAUAUAAGCUUGGGGAAGAAGCCUUUCCUGGCAAUGUAGAGGAGAAGGUGCGAUCAGAGGCUGCAACAUAUAUCUGGAUCAAUAAGAACUGCCCGGAUAUACCGAUACCAAAACUGCGAGGGUUUGGAGUGACUGGCGGCCUGAGUGUGAGUCUGCAAGUGUUCCGCAACAGAUAUCGAGGUUAA